AUGGAUCUUCAACGCCGACAAAAAUCAAAUAAUUAUACUAGAAGCCUAGAUGGAGUAGGUUAUAAUUCUUUUAGGCGUCAUUUUAGUAUAACUCUUACAACUUUUCGUACUAUUGUGACUCGAUUAGAAAUCUAUCAAGCCUUUACCCUAGACGCCUCUAAUGCAACACCUGCAUUAAAACAAAUUGCCAUUGUAUUAUGGCGAUUAGCAAAUGGAACUCGAAUAUCACUCGAUCGAUUUUUAGAGGCAAUAUUAGAUUUAGAACAAGGACGAAUUGCAUGGAUGGCAUCGAGGAUCACAGUAAUUCGAGGAUAA
Funneliformis mosseae is the source of this 315-nucleotide messenger RNA. The record is from the annotation of a GenBank genome assembly. NCBI's taxonomy places the organism in Eukaryota, Fungi, Glomeromycota, Glomeromycetes, Glomerales, Glomeraceae.